Onychostoma macrolepis is the source of this 3691-nucleotide messenger RNA. It is a transcript of the gene amd1, whose product is annotated as adenosylmethionine decarboxylase 1. The record is from RefSeq and is a predicted model, not a curated record. The coding region runs from base 197 to 1201 and encodes 334 amino acids. Lineage: Eukaryota; Metazoa; Chordata; Actinopteri; Cypriniformes; Cyprinidae. Gene Ontology annotation, molecular function: adenosylmethionine decarboxylase activity. Gene Ontology annotation, biological process: spermine biosynthetic process; spermidine biosynthetic process. Gene Ontology annotation, cellular component: cytosol. The transcript has 9 exons.
GCCGGCGAUAUUAGCUAGCAUUCGCCCACGGUAUUCUCUGCAAAAGGGAAGACGGUAAAAAAAAACAAGGCAACUACAUCUGGACUGCUCAAGGACUGUAACUAAGCUAAUAAAUUAUAACAACCAACAAAGGACUAAUUAAUUGGGAUUCCAUCCGACGGUUUAAUUUCUGUUGUUGGAGUCUGUUUGUCUCACGAUGGAAGAGAGCAGUGCACACUUCUUCGAGGGGACCGAGAAGCUCUUGGAGGUGUGGUUCUCCCGACAAGACGAAACCAAAGGAACCGGGGAUCUGCGCACUAUCCCCAGAUUUGAGUGGGACAAACUUCUGGAGAAUGUGCAUUGUUUGAUUAUAAGUGUGACAAAGUCUGACAAGCAGGAAGCUUAUAUACUCAGUGAGAGUAGCAUGUUUGUCUCCAAGAGACGUUUCAUUUUGAAGACAUGCGGAACCACCCUCUUACUGCAGGCACUGGUGCCACUGCUGGAACUGGCUCGUGAGUACUGCGGCUUUGAUGCCAUCGAGAAUUUCUUCUAUUCUCGUAAAAAUUUUAUGAAGCCCACCCAUCAAGAGUUCCCUCACCGCAACUUCCAGGAGGAAGUCGAGUUCCUCAGCCAGAUUUUUCCAAAUGGAGCAGCCUACUGUAUGGGACGUCUGAACUCAGACUGCUGGUAUUUGUUUACGCUGGAGCUGCCGGAAUUCUGGGAGAACAAGCAGGCGGACCAGACACUAGAAGUUCUGAUGAGUGACCUCGACCCAGCUGUGAUGGACCAGUUCUACAUGAAAGACGGUGUUUCUGCUAAUGAUGUCACUCGUAUGAGUGGAAUUCGUGACCUGAUUCCAGGUUCAGUGAUUGAUGCCACAAUGUUCAACCCUUGUGGAUACUCCAUGAAUGGAAUGAAAACGGAUGGAACUUACUGGACGAUUCACAUCACCCCCGAACCAGAGUUCUCCUAUGUCAGCUUUGAAACCAACCUCUCCCAGACGUCUUAUGACGAGCUUAUCCGCAAAGUCGUGGAUGUCUUCAAACCAGGGAAAUUUGUGACAACGCUUUUUGUCAAUCAGAGCUCCAAAUGUCGCAGCGUUUUCUCUUCGGCUCAGAAGCUGGAGGGUUACCGCCUCUUGGACCGCCAGUUGGCCCACUUCAACGACUACAACUUCGUCUUUACCAGUUACACCAAGAAUCGCCAGCAGAAGCAGAGCUGAACCUCCGAAAUGAAGAAGCGUAAAAAGAAAUCCUGCCGCCGUGAGGAACAACUCGGCGGCCGGUGUAGUCUUGUAGCGGAGAGGCGGUGUUUGUGCGUGGAGUCUUCUGGCUGUAGAUCUUCCCUGAGUUUACCAUUUAUGCAUUCUUGUACCUAUGACGUAGAUAUCGUGCAUGAAAGCUCUUCUCGUGUCUCUGUAGAUAUUCUAGCCCAUUCUUGCUGUGAUCUUGAAGUGCAUGUAGAGUUCUUGAACGUGGUGGUGUGUGUGAGGCAUGUCACACCAUCCCGGUACAUGCAAUGCUCCCUUCCCUUCCUGCAAGUGUCCCCUCGCAUCCCCCACAGACAGGGUUUCCGACCUCACUAGGCAAGGACCCUGACGUGCUCAGAUCCGUCUCGUCUCCAGACCCAGUCCAGAAGCGAUGUCUUUCGCGAUACACUCCAGUGUUUUGUACGAGUUCAUCGGUGUGCGGAAAGGUGUUUUUGGGGGGUUUGACUUACUUUUCUUUUCAUUUCAUUUAAUACACGUGGCGUUGGUUAUUUAAAUCGCUCAGUAUGUGUUCAGCUCGACUGUGUAGCUAGCUAACUACUCUGACAGUGUGAAGAAGUCCUGAAAACAAACUUUAAAUAUUCCUCGUUUAUCUUAUUUCAUUUCACCCUGCAGGCAGCUGUCUUUAUUCGGUGUACUAGAGAAGUGAGCGUUUUAGAAGUUGAGUAACUUAACUGUCACCUUCGAUGUCGACAGCCUGCUCUUCUUUUAGGGACUGUUUUGGAAAACAGUGCUUGUUUCAAUAAUACGCUAGUUAGAUGGUUAGCAUUAAGCUGAACUAGGUACAGGUUAAAAAUACGCACGAUUCUUAUGAUUCCCUUCAUCAGCUUUACAGGUGGUCAAUUUAUUCAAAAUAUACAGAGAAGUGAAUGUUACUUAACUGUUGCCUUAAGUCUCAACAGCAUAUACUCUGCAAUAUAUAACCAUUGUGGUGAAAGUCAGCUGUUGUCUUCCUUUCCUCAAAAUCAAAUGACAUUUAACAUGAAUGUAUUAAAAGAAAAAAAAAACAUUAGUUAGUUGAAGGGUGACAAUAUGUUCUAUAAAAAGAAGUAAGAAUGAAUUUUUCUGAAUAAUGUAGCAAGUGCAGAAGAGGCCUGUGUGGGAGAAAGAGGGAAUGGUGUUCUUUGCCUUCCGUCCGUCGUUUGUGUCAUUGUGAAGGACCCUGGGGCUGUCCAGCGCUGAGCCUGCUCAAUGCAGGCCUCUGAAUUGAAACGGUUGGACAGACACUUUGCUUUAGUGUGCCGAUCGCACAGCAAAGCAUUUUUCUUUUUCUAAACAAAAUGAGUUCUCUCUCUUUUUCUCUACAGAAGCCGGUGAGCACACAAUAGGCGCGCACGGAUCUGAGCAUGUCAGGGCUGACCCGGAUCAUUCCACACCCCACGCCUGCAUAAAGUGCAGUUUUAUUAAUUUUUUUUUUUUUUUUGCCCCUGCCAAGCAGACUUUAUUUUAAUUUUUUUGCAGUAGAUUUGUACACCCCUCCAGGUCAUGCCCUCUUUGUGCAUUGAGAAAAAAAGGGGUUUUUUUUGUUUUUUUUCCCACAAGUGCUAUUGCAUGCGACUAGCGUGUAGCAGGAUGUUUUCCGUGCAGUGUCUCCGCUUCAGCCCUUUGUACCGUGUUUAAUUUCUGUUCGUACGACGUAACAAACUUUGUUCAUAGGUCCUGAGUGUGAUGAGCGGUGGGUGUGGUUUUAUUUUGACCCUCCCCGUGCUGACGGAGAAGCUGAGUUACGCAGCUGGUGUAGUUGUGAGGAGGAUGAUGUUUUUGUUAUGUCUCCUUCGUAGUGGCAGAUCGGUUUGUGAAAUCUUCUUUGCUAGAAGGUCCUGCCACUGAGAGAAAUCUGAAAAUGGCAGGUGUCCCUACAGAACACCAAUCUAGUAACGAAUGUGUCUUAAAUGCAACUCUGCCGUCUGAAAGGUCAAAGGGCAGCUGGAUGUUUACAGUAGUAGUUCGGAGGAAAAAAACAAAGCAAUUGAAUUUAAUUUAAUGGACAAUGUAGGUGUCAGACGUGGACCACUGUUAGGAGAAAUAACAUGAGCAUGAUCGCAUAUCACACCUAGCGUUUUUCCAGUGAAGUGGUGGUUUCAAACAUUUUUCUGGUCUUUCUAUGUGGGAUUUAUACAGUAUACAAGAGUGCAGGGGGGGCAUUGAUGUUGCGGACCAAGUAUAUCUAUAUACUAUUUUAUUUUAAUUUUUUUCCCUUUUCUGACCCUGUUCUGAGGUGGGGAGUGACCUUUUCAGAUGACUUGGACCUUUUUUUCCUCUUUCUUACUAGUUCUUCCCAGCCAGUGUUGGUUGGUAAGGAAACUACAGAAAGGAUUUUCACAGGAAGUUGGGAAGAGGAAACUUUGCUGUUCCAAUUCUCUUGCUAUUUCCUUGGUUGGUCAAGAUGUGCUAAAUAUAUCUGUACUAAGAGCUUGAUGCUUUCAAUAAAGUUCAUAACCAUCA